UAUAUUAUAUGUAUUGUUAUUAUAUGCGGAAUAAACUGUAAGGCCACGGUCACACGAGCGUUGAAAGAACGGACAUUGCAACGGACGUUAAGUUAUAACGGACGUCACUACCCUAGUCACACGAACGUAAAAUAGAACGUCGGUUGUUAAUUUAGCAUCCUACAAGAUGGACAAUUUGGAUACCGCGAUUUUUGUAUACUCCGCUAUACGAGUAUUACGAAAAAAAAAACGGGUGAAUCGAAAAUGGUGGGUUCAUCAAAUAAAUAGUGAACGAUUAUUAAAUGGUGCAUUUUACAAUCUGUAUAACUUGCUAAGAGCAGACAAUGCAAAAUUUUUUAAUUAUUUUCGCAUGUCUCCAAGCACAUUUGACGAGCUGUUUAAUAAUAUUAAAACAAAUAUAAUGCGUCAAGAUACAGUUAUGAGAUCUGCGAUACCAGCAGAAGAGAUGUUGGCAGUUACUUUGAGAUACCUAGCUUCCGGCUGCAGUUUUCAAGAACUGCAUUACAAUUUUCGGAUAGGUAGAUCCACUGCAAGUCAAGUUGUAAGAACAGUUUGCCUAAGUAUUUGGAAAAAUUUAAAAGAGGUAUGCAUUCCUAUACCAGAUGAAAAUAUGUGGCUCAAAAUUUCAGAGGAAUUUAAAAUCAGAUCAAAUUUUCCCAACUGCUUGGGCGCUGUGGACGGUAAACACAUCCGUGUUGUAAAACCGGAGAGAAGUGGCUCUUUGUUUAUGAACUAUAAACACUUUUUUUCAAUUGGGCUUAUGGCUGUCGCUGAUGCAAAUUAUAAAUUCAUUUAUGUCGACGUCGGGUCAUAUGGGAAAGAUUCUGAUUCCACUAUUUUUAGAAAUUCGGUGCUUUGGAAGAAUUUGGAGAGAAAUAAUUUAAAUAUUCCUACAUCGUCACAAGUACCAGGAAUAAAUAUUCCUAUACCUUAUGCUUUUGUUGGUGAUGAAGCUUUUGGUUUAAACACGCAUUUGCUUCGGCCAUACUCCGGUACUCAUUUGCCAAAUCGAAAAAAAAUUUUUAAUUAUCGCUUGACACGUGCUAGACGAUAUGUGGAGUGUACAUUCGGUAUACUUUCAAAUAAAUGGCGUAUAUUCCACAGGCCUAUUGAUGUAAAAGUAGAUUUUGCUGUCGAUAUCGUAAAAAGUUGUUGUGUAUUACACAAUUUCGUUCGCGAUCGGGACGGAUUUAGUUUGGAUGAUACACUAACUAUAAAUGGCUUUGAAGAAUUUGAUGUUUUAGAUAAUUCAGGAAUAAAUCGAAAUACAAAUUUGAUUCGUGAUGCUCUAUCUCAUUAUUUUAUGAGUGACGAAGGAAAAUUGCCAUGGCAGUUUGAAAAAAUCUAAUUAUUUUAAUUAGUAUAAAAACUUAUCAUAUUAAUUAAAUAUUAGUAAAUAAAAUCUUAUAAAUAAUAAAAAUAUUUAAAACAUUUUUACCUUGCAUGUAAUUUAUAAGAAACAAAAAUAAACAUUUAAUUUUUAAUUUAAUUAUGCAUCGUUCAAAUGUUGAUAGAAAAUAUUUGUUUACUUAAA
Molecule: messenger RNA, 1534 nt
Organism: Daktulosphaira vitifoliae (grape phylloxera)
Lineage: Eukaryota; Metazoa; Arthropoda; Insecta; Hemiptera; Phylloxeridae
Exons: 2
Coding region: 167-1348 (393 amino acids)
Source: RefSeq, a predicted model, not a curated record